Molecule: messenger RNA, 2889 nt
Organism: Amblyraja radiata (thorny skate)
Lineage: Eukaryota; Metazoa; Chordata; Chondrichthyes; Rajiformes; Rajidae
Gene: ppm1aa
Product: protein phosphatase, Mg2+/Mn2+ dependent, 1Aa
Exons: 6
Coding region: 349-1518 (389 amino acids)
Biological process (GO): protein dephosphorylation
Molecular function (GO): magnesium ion binding; manganese ion binding; protein serine/threonine phosphatase activity
Source: RefSeq, a predicted model, not a curated record
AUGUUCAGAGAAUUGCACAAUGCAGCCUUUCUGCUGGGAGGAGAGGAAGCGAGCACAGCGUGUUGUGACAGGCUGCUGCUGCUGCUGCCUCCUUGCACUCGGUCGCACAACCUGCUGUGCCGCUCACAUCCGGGUGCUGCGGCCCGGGCCGGUGGCUGGUCGCUCGGCGCAGCCGCCGUUGUCGCUAGACGGUGGGAACCGUCGCUGCCGUAACUCCGUUGCUUCUCCGGCAUGUCUUGGCCUCUUCUCGCUCUCACGGAUCGUAGUCAUCGACGCCCGGUGAAUGCUCUCGUGCUGAAGGACGUUUCGCCGUCUGUCUGGGGGAGGUGCUGAACAUAUUGUGGAAAAAUGGGAGCUUUUCUGGAUAAACCAAAGAUGGAAAAGCACAAUGCUCGUGGUGAGGGGAACGAUCUGCAUUAUGGACUGAGCAGUAUGCAAGGCUGGCGAAUUGAGAUGGAAGAUGCACACACAGCAAUCAUUGGCUUGCCACAUGGACUUGAGGCAUGGUCAUUCUUUGCAGUCUAUGAUGGGCAUGCUGGUUCCCAAGUUGCCAGAUAUUGCUGUGAACAUUUGUUGGGUCACAUCACCAGCACACUUGAUUUCAAAGUUAGUGAAGAUCUGACAGACCUUACUGUGGAAAAAGUGAAGAGUGGAAUUCGAACAGGUUUUUUGCAGAUAGAUGAGCAUAUGCGAACAAUCUCUGAGAAGAGGCAUGGUUCAGACAGAAGUGGGUCAACAGCAGUGGGUGUCAUGCUUUCACCCAAGCAUAUUUACUUCAUCAACUGUGGAGACUCACGAGGAUUGCUCUGUAGGAAUGGACAGGUCCAUUUCUUUACACAAGAUCACAAGCCAAGUAACCCACUGGAGAAAGAGCGCAUCCAGAAUGCUGGUGGCUCUGUGAUGAUUCAGCGCGUGAAUGGUUCCCUUGCUGUUUCAAGAGCACUUGGAGACUUUGAUUACAAGUGUGUGCAUGGGAAGGGACCAACAGAGCAGCUUGUCUCACCAGAACCUGAGGUUUAUGAAAUUGAGAGAAGGGACAAUGAUCAGUUUAUUAUCCUAGCAUGUGAUGGCAUUUGGGACGUCAUGGGGAAUGAAGAGAUCUGUGAAUUUGUUAAGUCCAGACUGGAAGUUAGUGAUGACCUUGAGAAAGUUUGUAACCAGAUUGUUGACACAUGCUUGUACAAGGGGAGUCGGGACAACAUGAGUGUCGUAUUGAUUUGCUUUCCAAAUGCACCAAAGGUGUCGCCAGAAGCAGUGAAAAGAGAAGCUGAGUUGGAUAAACAUCUGGAGAACAAAGUGGAAGAAAUCUUUGAGAAGCAGGGUGCUGAGGGGGUGCCAGAUGUAGUCCACAUGAUGCAUGCUUUGUCGUCGGAGAUCAUCCCAAACCUCCCACCGGGAGGUGAACUGGCCAGCAAGCGGAGUGUUAUUGAAGCAGUUUACCACAGACUGAAUCCAUGUAGAGCUGAUGGUUCUGGGUUGUCUAGAAAUUUCUGCAUUUGUGGGCACUCCAGACUUUAAAGAGUUGUAUUUCUUCUCUUUAUCAAGGAACCAUCAUUCCCAGAUGACACGUGGUAGCUGCCAACCAGGACGAUUGCACACAUCCACAAACAAGGCCAUCAAGUAUCCAUGAAUCACACAAGUCUUCACAAGAUUGUUUAAUUUUGCAAAAAGAUUUCAGCGGAUGCGAAUGCAAUAUUGAAAUUCUGCAAUCAGCAAUGAUUCAGCAAGGAUGUGAUUUGUUUAGUGGCUGGAAAUACACAUGAUUGAAUAAUUUUUACUACAGAUUGGGCAUUUUUGAUUUAAUCCUGUUAACUUGAAAGUGCAAUUUUGUCUUUUUUUAAAAGCUUCUAUUUAAUGGAAUAUGACCUUUCAAAGCAUAUUGAAUAGAAAACUUGAUGUCCAUAGCUGGUACAGAUGUAACAGUUGAGCAUCCAGAUUAUCAAAACAAGAAUCUUGCAUCUAACUUUUCAAUUUAUUUCCCAAUGCCAGAGUAUUUGAAUGGUCUAAAAUUAAAAUUUCAGGUUUGGCAGACUGAACUUGUAAAAUAAAUGCUCACUUAUUGAUUAUCUUAUAGAUCACACUUGUAUGAUAACAUUACUGUGGACUUUAUAAAAGCUGACUUUUACACUGUUGUGCAAAGUGAUUUAUUGGCACAUACAAUGCCGUGUUUCUAAUUUUGUAGCAUUUAGCAAAGGUGUGAAUGUUUUUAAGUGGCAGAGUGACCUGUGGGAAAUCUAUUACAUGCAAAACUUACACAAGAUUGUACCAACAUUUAGUUGUGUUAUUUUAUAUUUUAGUACUCCUUUGACACCUUGCCAUCUCCAUAAAUUAUUAAAUGGUUAAUGUUUCUUCAUAGAUUUAAUCAUCUGUGUAUCAUCAGCCAAGUUACCAAGCUAGUAUCACUGUACUGGUUGUAGUAAUAGAAGUUGUUUGGUAAACUUUUCUUCCUUUCAAUAAGUAAUGAUCUUUGAUAAUGUUAUUAUACUUGACCCAUUUAUCAAGAAUGAUAAUUCUGACGCUGUUAUUGCCCAAUAGCUUGAAUGUUUCACUUUAUAAACACAUGAAAUUAAAUGGUUUAUUUUGGAAAUUCAAAGUACUGAGUAGGGUUUGGUUUGAUUGCCAAAUCUAUUAUGUUACAUUUCCCAUUGACUAUACAAUGAUAAAGUGCCUUUAUAAAAUCAGCAGGAAUGAAAAAUAGAUUCACUCUUGCACACUAUUAAAUAACUUAUUUAAUGAUAGUUAACAACCCAUGGCAUAGUAUAUUAGUCUUUAAAUUUAUCCACAAAGGGCAAAUAACAAUUCAGGAUUAACAUAGACUUGCUUUAUCUUCCAAGUAAUUCAGAAUAGCAGAUUUUUCAACAUUGCUGCUCAUGCUUAUUUGUAUUUAAU